AUGUGGAAGAAUGGAACAAAUAUUUGCUUAACAAAUCGACAAAUGCAAUUAUAUGGAAAUGAAGUGGAAAAGUAUCUGCAACGAUUCCUCUAUCCAUGUAUUGUAAUACUUGGCGUUACGGGAAACGUAUUAAAUCUUACUGUAUUGCUUAAUCGUUCGAUGCGUAGCAGGUCUAAUAUUUUCUUGGCAGCAUUAGCAAUAGCUGAUAUUAUAUUUCUACUACUUCUUUUACCCAAUAUUUUGGCCACUUAUCCGAUAUUCACCUAUAAUUACACCUAUCGUUUCAUCUAUUUUCAUAUUAAAAUUCAUUUGUUAUCAUUUACUAAUUGGGUUUCCAGUGCAGCAAUUUGGUUAGUGGUAGCUGUAUGUAGAGAUCGUUUAACUGGUAUUAAAAAACCACUGCAUGCUAAAACUGAUUGCAAUAAAUACCGUACACCGCUGUUAAUUACUGUAAUCGCAACAACUACCGGAAUCGUUAAUUUUUAUCAGCAUUUCCAAUACAAAUGCUUUAUGCGUAAUUUUUGUCAUCGAACUCAAAUUUAUUCCAAAUGCCUUCCAAUUAAUAAUGAUGGGCGUUGGUUUUGGAAUCGAACAAAUCCUUAUUCCGCACUGUAUCGUAAUUUCAUCGAUAUUAGUGUAACAAUAAAUGCUGCUACAACAAUUAUUUUGCCUAUAUUUUUAUUAUCCUCUCUUAACUUUUUAUUACUUUGCAUAUUACGUAAUCGUCGUGGCUUAUUACUCGUUUCCACUAAUCAACAAGUUAGUAAAUCAACAGCAAUCAACAACAGGUAA
Messenger RNA from Acanthocheilonema viteae, 792 nucleotides. The record is from the annotation of a GenBank genome assembly. Lineage: Eukaryota; Metazoa; Nematoda; Chromadorea; Rhabditida; Onchocercidae.